AUGUCCGAAGAACACACUCAUGAUUCCGGCGCGGGGGGACCUUCAAGCGACCCCGUGUGUACCCUGCAUUCCACAGAGAAACACAGUGAAACCCUCGCGGAUUCGAAAAGCAUAUUCGUCAAGCGAGCAAUCGAGGUGGCUGCGGAUAAGUUGGGCAGAAGAAGGUCGAUUGGGGCGAAGUCGCAGUUAACGCAGAGCCAGCCCGCAUUACCUGCAUCAAGCUCUACAUUCUCUCGUCUAAGACAUCGGAGGUCAGGCAAGGAGAAAGCGAAUGGGGAGGGCAGCGAAGCAAGAGAUGACGACUCACCAUUCAUCACACCUCGUUCACCAUCACUUGGCCCGAGGAGGCCUGACAUAGGCAUCUUCCGCGGUGCUGGUUCGAUUCGAGCAGGCACGCAAGCCUUGAUACAAGCCCUGCAGGCGAUGCCAUUAGCCGACUAUCAGGACGACGAUGACUACGUGCCGCAAGGCCAAAUAGCUGCUGAAACGUCUAGUGACGACGACGACGACGACAAACCUGGCAGUAGACUCGCUUCCUCAAUCCACGCGAUAUACCGUCCCCUUGCGCGUUCUAGAAGGCGCCUAUCGUCGUCCUUGUUCCCUCGGAACAGGAGUCCUUUACCCAGAGUGUCCGAUCAAGAUGAACCAUCGCGUCCAGAAACAGUACUUUCGGAUGAAGAUCUGGAAGACGACUUCGAACCAGCUUCGCCCCCCGCGUCUGACAUCACUGGUCCUGAGCUAGGAAGUCAGGAGCUCACGUCAUCCCAAUUGCAACCUGGAGUGGAUGCGUCAGUGACGUGGAGUCGCAAGCGAGUCAGCAGGUCAGGAAGUAUGGCAACUGUGAAGAUGCAGCGGAGGGCACGUCUUGCGGAGAAGUUGAGAGAUGUUUUCCAACUGGCAGGCAUACAAGAGGUUGUUGCAGAGAUUCCAUGUUGGCUUCUCCGUUCCGCAUUAUUGCAGGGUUAUCUGUAUCUGACAGACUCUCAUCUGUGUUUCUUUGCACAUAUGCCAUCGAGGGAGGAUCAAACCCUGAAGUCUGGGUAUAUAUCGAAGAAGGCGCGUACGAAACGAUGGGUCAGACGGUGGUUCAUCCUCAAGAAUGAUGUGCUAUCUUGGUACUUAUCGCCAACGGAUCCGUAUUUCCCGCACGGCAUCGUGGAUCUGCGUUAUGCCAUGACCUGUGAACCUAUAUAUGAGAAGGAUAUCCGCAUUAGGACAAAUCAGAAGACCAUUAGGUUGUCCGCAGAAUCUGUUACAAGCCGGGAUGAAUGGGUGAAGGCAAUUCUCAAGGUUAUGAUGAGAGUACAGAAUAUGGGUGAUAGUGUCAAGAUUGCGAUCCCAUACUCAACAAUCAUUGACGUAGAGAAGUCUUCGGCGAUGGACUUCAGCGAGACAAUCGAGAUCAAGGUAGUCGACAGGAGUGAUCGGGUGCCUGUUGAUUCCUACUUCUUCGCAUACUUCAACGAUCUUGAAGCUGCCAUGAAGCAAAUCCGUGACGCGGUGCGGAAGCAUAGGUUCAGUCCCCAAGACGCAACUCCUACCGUCAUUGAUACCACUUUCUCGCGGUCGACACAGUCUAGUCCUCCUUCUGCCAUACGCUCUCAGAGUUCACCUGCUGUGGAACAGGGGACGAAGUCACCUUCGGCUUUCAGAUUUCCCGCGUUCUUUCGGCCUCUCCAGGAGUCUGUUCCCCUCGGCCGAGCUGCAACGCCUGCGGAGCGCAGUGAGAAUGAGGAAUUCACACAUGUGCACAAGAGAGGGUCGUCUUCUUUCAUGGCUAUGACUGCCUCGCCAGAGUCAUUGCUAUUUUCCAACUCACAGGUCACACGGAGCCCAGAGAGCACUCAGGAUGGACUACCCGCCAGCUCGACGCCGGCGUCGUCCUCCUCGCAUCACACGUAUCCACCAUCCACUACUCCAUCCCCCACUGCGUCGCAGCUGACCGUUUCUCCCACUCGAGAAAGUGGGUUUAUUACGUGGAGUGUGGGCGUUCCUUCCUGGCUUAGGAUGCCCUCCAUACCCUCACGAAAGACCCUUAGUAAUGCCUUGAGUGGCAUACGAUAUGGUGCAGAUCCUACAACGUUAUUUGCUGGCAACAGCACAGAAGGAGUCUCGGAGGUGGUAUCAUCAAAUACCGGCUCUGACAAUCGGACGUCUGGUAGCGGUGAAGCAAACGAUUUCGGAUACUUCAGUGUACUGCACACACCGGACGCCGCCCCUGACUUGGAGACUGUGCGCAAGUUCCGUGACUCCUUUGCUUUCGAUGGCAAGGAGAGUCUGUUUGGAGUCUUCCCCGGAUAUCUUUUCCGACUAUUGCCUGUGUACGGCCGAUUUUACGUGUCCAGUGGUUUCCUCUGUUUCAAGUCUACAGGACCGCUCAGCACUCGGACCAAGAUGGUCUUGCCGCUCAAAGAUAUAUUAUCCACCGAGAUGUCUAAGGCAGUAGGGAUUGGUCGUCUUGGGUUGGUCGUAAUGGUCAGAGGACACGAAGAACUCUUCUUCGAGUUUGCCGACGAAGGUCGGCGAGCUGCAUUCGUCGACCUCUUAGAUCGACAGCUCGAAGACACCCGCCAUCCGUCUCAUUCGUGCGAUGAUGAUGAAGCCACCUCGGGUCGGAGCGACGCUCUCAUCCUUGAAGAGUUCGGGCCACGCAAGUCCGUGGAAAGCAUUACCGGAAAUAAGGAAGGAUCAGAAGGCGCUAUGUCGAGCUCAUUACCUGCUGUCAUGUUCAAUUCUACAUCGUCAACCUUCCUGACCUUCAGACCCACACAGUCCUUACGGUUCACCUUCUUGACCAUUGGUUCUCGCGGCGACGUUCAACCAUAUAUUUCACUAGCCAAGGGUUUGAUGAAGGACGGCCACCGUUGCCGAAUUGCUACACAUGGCGAGUUCAGAGAGUGGAUCGAAGGCCAAGGAAUCGAGUUCGGAUAUGUGGGCGGCGAUCCGGCUGAACUGAUGCGGAUAUGCGUAGAGAAUGGCACUUUCACUGUCGCAUUUCUCAGAGAGGGUAUGCUCAAGUUCCGCGGAUGGGUGGAUGACCUCCUCCAAACAUCAUGGGAAGCUUGCCAAGACACGGAUGUAUUGAUAGAAAGCCCCAGCGCUAUGAGCGGCUUUCACAUUGCUGAAGCACUGAAGAUCCCUUACUUCAGGGCCUUCACGAUGACUUGGUCACGGACGAGAGCGUACCCUCAUGCCUUUGCUGUUCCCGACCAUAAGAUGGGCGGUAACUACAAUUAUAUGUCAUACGUCUUGUUCGAUCAAGUAUUUUGGCGGGCGACUGCAGGCCAGAUCAACCGCUGGCGGAGGAACACGUUGGGUCUUCCUAGUACAAGUCUCGACAAGAUGGAGCCGCACAAGAUACCGUUCCUGUAUAAUUUCAGCACCAAGGUUGUUCCCCGGCCCAUAGACUGGCCUGAAUGGAUACAUGUGACCGGCUACUGGUUCUUAGACGAUGCGGAAGUUAGCUCCAAGAAAUGGGCUGCCCCUCCCGACCUCAUUGAGUUCCUAGAGAAUGCCCGCAAAGAGAGCAAAAAGAUUGUGUACAUUGGCUUUGGUAGCAUCGUGGUGUCCGAUCCGAAGGCUAUGACGCGCUGUGUCAUUGAUGCCGUUGUUCGAAGCGGCGUCUACGCCAUUCUAUCCAAGGGAUGGUCAGAUCGGCUUGUGAAGACCAACACGGAAGCAUCCGAGCCAGAGGAGCCUCUGCCGAAGCAGAUCUAUCCGGUCGCAUCGAUUCCUCAUGAUUGGCUUUUCCGGCGUGUAGACGCUGCUUGUCAUCACGGUGGUGCAGGCACAACAGGUGCUAGCUUGCGUGCCGGCAUCCCCACCAUCAUCAGGCCAUUCUUUGGCGACCAGUUCUUCUGGGGAGAUCGCGUUGAGGCGCUGGGUGUUGGCACUGCUCUUAGGAAGCUGACGGUUGAGAGUCUCACGCAGGCUUUGAUUGCUGCGACUACCGACCAGAAGCAGAUUGAGCGUGCUCGGGAACUGGGCGAGAAGAUCCGUGCAGAGGACGGCGUUGCCACUGCAAUUGAAGCCAUAUACCGAGACCUUGAAUACGCGCGGUCAUUGGUGAAGGGCGGUAUCUCCGACGAUCCUCAAGAUGGUGAUGCUCAUGGCGAGGACGCAACAAUACGCGAGUACAAUCCCUCGUCAUCACCUGAACAGCAAGAACCGGUUUCUGGUCGCAGUUCUCCCCUUUCUUCUCAUGACCCUCACGACACUACCAGCGACUGGAGUGUCAUUUCUGGCUCAGAGCCAGAGUGAUUACACUAGCGCUGGACAUGCCCCCUUUUUUGUUGUUGCCGUUCACAUAUAUGUUGUGCAUCUACGUCCUGUGUCGUGCUCCGCUCAUCUCAACUCAGCAUUUACGGUAGACCCUAGUAACUCCCCGGAUGGCUCGUUUCAUGUUUCCCAGU
Postia placenta MAD-698-R-SB12 is the source of this 4412-nucleotide messenger RNA. RefSeq names its product glycosyltransferase family 1 protein. Gene Ontology annotation, biological process: carbohydrate metabolic process. Gene Ontology annotation, molecular function: hexosyltransferase activity; UDP-glycosyltransferase activity. The record is from RefSeq and is a predicted model, not a curated record. Lineage: Eukaryota; Fungi; Basidiomycota; Agaricomycetes; Polyporales; Adustoporiaceae. The transcript has 19 exons. Bases 1 to 4260 code for a protein of 1419 amino acids.